Mus musculus (house mouse) is the source of this 727-nucleotide messenger RNA. RefSeq names its product IQ motif containing F4 (gene Iqcf4). NCBI's taxonomy places the organism in Eukaryota, Metazoa, Chordata, Mammalia, Rodentia, Muridae. The record is from RefSeq and is marked provisional. Bases 100 to 714 code for a protein of 204 amino acids. The transcript is spliced from 3 exons. Gene Ontology annotation, cellular component: acrosomal vesicle.
AGUAUAGACCUGAGAUGAUGACCCUUCCAUCGUAACCCCAGCCAUGGGGGAACUUAAGGGAUUGCAGAUCUGGGAGAUUUGAACCAUCUGUCUCCAAACAUGGGCUGUCUGUAUAGUAAGGGGAAUGUCCACUUUAGUAUAGAUGAUGAAAUCUAUGACAUAAAGGAAACAAGGAAACAACAGCAAAAGGAAAAGGAAAAGGAAGAGGAAGAAAAAAAGCUCAGACCUUCUUCCACUCCAAAGGUGGAACACACGUGGCCCUCGAAGUUAGAGCUAUCCCUACAGCAUCUAUCACAAAAAACACAGAAUGCCAGAAAGAUACAGGCCUGGUGGCGAGGCACCCUGGUGAGACGCUCACUGCUGAGGGCCGCCCUCAGUGCAUGGAUCAUUCAAUCCUGGUGGAGGAAGAUACUGGCCAAAAGACAGGAAAAGAAUCGACUGAUAAUCCUGCACUUGAUGGCACAAGAAACAAGGGCCUGCGUCCUUAUUCAGUCGUGGGUCCGGAUGCUGAAAAUCCGUCAGAAUUAUUGCAGGUUGUGCUAUGCCACCCGUGUCAUCCAGGCGUCGUGGCGCUGGUAUAACUGCCGCACCCGUGGCUUUUUCCAGGGCAGCUAUGAACUUGUAGGAAACAAACUACGUUUACGGCUUGAUAUCUUUCUGGGAUCACAGGUUUGUCGAAUAUCAGACUGCAUAUCCUUGCCAAUAAAGAACUGAUCAGGUCUUCUAA